AUGUCGAUGCUUGAGGAACUUGCGAAAUCGUUUGAGGAAUUUGCUUACUCUUGCAAUUCAGGUCUUAAGAUUUGGCGGCUCGUUUCUGCUUGUGACCACAUCGCCACUUUCAUCGGUCACUUUGGAUCCGAUUUUACGUCAGUCCAAAGAGAAUUUAGGAGUAAGGAAAACGAGAAGGCCACCGGAAAAUGGUAUAAUUCGAGAGACCUUGUGAGAGUGAAGCGUUCAAUCGCCAUGCUCAGGGUAAUAUUUGAGCAAAUUCUAAAGAAUAGGGAAGAUUCCCUAACUGGUCCAGUUAACGUGGCAUAUGACAACAUUCUUGCUCCAUACCAUAGCUAUAUUGCUAAUAGAUUUGCCCAUCUGUUCACAAUGGUGGAAGACCUUCCUACAAUGGAAAAACUCUUGGAACAACUAGGGGAAACUUGGGACUCAGCAGUGUAUCAGAUGAGAAGGUAUGUUCAGGCAUCCAAAUAUGUUACAGACCACAUUGAGAACUUAUUUAACUCAUAUGGGUUAGCUGCAGUGCUCCAAUUCGAAGAAUGACCUGAUGGUGGAGAACUUAACUCAACGUAAUGCAUGUAG
This is a messenger RNA of Ilex paraguariensis (yerba mate), 582 nucleotides long. NCBI's taxonomy places the organism in Eukaryota, Viridiplantae, Streptophyta, Magnoliopsida, Aquifoliales, Aquifoliaceae. The record is from the annotation of a GenBank genome assembly.